GGGGCCGGGCGCGGGGAGGCGGCGGAGGCGGCGGAGGCCGGGGACGAAGAUGUCGUAAUGAGCGAGGCUGCAUCCGUCAGACUCCGUACCGGUCCGGCCGACGUGAGUGUUCCAGUGAGGGGUUUUCAACAGGCGCUUACCUGUUGGGGAUGGAUUCACCUUGGCUGGGGCGAUUGAUCACGAGACCAGCAUGGCCGCCACUGCCGCCGUCAGCCCCAGUGAAUACCUGCAACCGGCUGCCUCCACUGCCCAGGACUCCCAGCCGUCUCCCCUAGCCCUGCUGGCCGCGACAUGUAGCAAGAUAGGCCCCCCUGCCGUGGAAGCCGCCGUGGCGCCCCCAGCCCCGCCCCAGCCCACGCCCCGGAAGCUGGUGCCCAUCAAGCCGGCCCCGCUGCCCCUGAGCCCCAGCAAGAGCGGCUUCGGGUUCCUGUCGUCCAAAGGCAGCCUGCUGCAGAUCCAGGGAUCCCCCCUGGGCUCCUCCUACCCCGGGGGCCAGCUGGUGCUGGCCAUCCAGAACCCGGCCGUGGUCGGCAAGGGGUCCCGCUCGGCCGCCAACGUCCAGUACCAGGCGGUGCCUCCGGUCCAGGCGCCCGGGACCCCGACCCUCCAGGUCCAGCCGAACCUCGCCAACCAGAUCCAGAUCAUCCCGGGCACGGGCCAGGCCCUCCUGGCCCCCUCCCCCGCCCCCCACAAGCCCGUGCCCAUCAAGCCGGCCCCCUCGCAGAAGGCCGGGACGGCCCCCAUGCAGAGCUCGGGGGGCUUGGUGAAGCUGAGCGGGGGCGGCGCCAACGUGACCCUCACCCUGCCCGUCAACAGCCUGGUCGGGGCCGGGGAGGCCUCGGGGGCCCCGGCCCAGCUGGUCCCCGAGGGCCCCGCUCCCCCGGCCGCCGCCCGGGUCGGCAAGAAGGCCCGGAAGAAGGCGCCGGCGGCCUCGCGGCCCGCGGCCGUGGCCGAGCAGGUGGAGACGGUGCUCAUCGAGACCACGGCCGACAACAUCAUCCAGGCGGGCGGCAACCUCCUCAUCGUGCAGAGCCCCGGGGCCGGCCAGCCCGCCGUGCUCCAGCAGGUCCAGGUGGUCUCCCCCAAGCUGGAGCAGCCGUCCCCGCCCCCGCCCCCGCCCCCGCCGCCGCCCCCGCCGGUGGUGCAGAUCCCCCAGCAGGCCCUGCGGGUGGUCCAGGCGGCCUCGGCCACGCUCCCCACCGUGCCGCAGAAGCCUUCCCAGAACUUCCAGAUCCAAGCGGCGGAGCCCAUACCAACUCAGGUCUAUAUCCGAACGCCUUCCGGCGAGCUGCAGACGGUGCUCCUCCAGGAGGCCCCCUCGGUGAGCGUGGCGGCCCCCUCCAGCACCCCCUGCAGCAGCCCGGCCGCCCGAAGCGCCCAGCCCGCCGGGGGCGGCAGGAAGCCCUCCGCCCCGGCCCGCAAAGAGCGCCCUCUGCCAAAGAUCGCCCCGGCCGGGGGCAUCAUCAGCUUGAACGCCGCUCAGUUGGCCGCCGCCGCCCAGGCCAUGCAGACCAUCAACAUCAACGGCGUCCAGGUCCAAGGAGUGCCGGUCACCAUCACCAACACCGGUGGCCAGCAGCAGCUGACGGUCCAGAACGUGGCCGGCAACCACCUGACCAUCAGCGGCCUGAGCCCCACCCAGAUCCAGCUGCAGAUGGAGCAGGCGCUGGCCGGGGAGAUCCAGCCCGGGGAGAAGCGCCGCCGCAUGGCCUGCACCUGCCCCAACUGCAAGGAUGGGGAACGGAGGUCCGGGGAGCAGGGGAAGAAGAAGCACAUCUGCCACAUCCCCGACUGCGGCAAGACCUUCCGCAAGACGUCGCUGCUGCGGGCCCACGUGCGGCUGCACACGGGAGAACGUCCCUUCGUCUGCAACUGGGUCUUCUGCGGGAAGCGCUUCACGCGCUCCGACGAGCUGCAGCGCCACGCCCGGACGCACACAGGCGACAAGCGGUUUGAGUGUGCCCAGUGCCAGAAGCGCUUCAUGCGGAGCGACCACCUGACCAAACAUUACAAGACCCACCUGGUCACCAAGAACUUAGACGAAUGUAGAGAGCCCCGGACUGCCGACCGUCCCCUUUUCUACGGAGAACGUUGCCUUACCCUCUCCUCGGAUAAUGAACACUGUGUCGCUAUCUAUCGUGCGUGCUUUUAAACCUUUAUUUAAUUGCUCCGCCCCGCCCACGUGGAUUUUUCCGGUCCGGGUCUCGGGUUUCUUUGGGCGACGCCGAAGGGGCCUUUCCCCAACACGCUCUGCCGUCAGAGGACCGCCACGAUUUCCUUUGGAUCCGGGUGGGACUGGAUCCGGUGAAACGCCCCCUCUCCCAUCCCCUGCCCGCCCCCUUCCCCCCCACCCCCCAUGUACAGUGUAUAUUGUAUCAUAGACGAUAUCGCCUUUUUUUUGUCAGCGGCUACAUGUUUCAGAAACAUAUUGCUUGUUAUUUUUGAGGCUUUUAAAUUAAAAGACAAAUCCACUUUAUUUUUAGUUGUAACUGCUUGAGGUAUGUUCAUGAACUAAGUUACCAGAUUUGUUAUCCUUUGUUAACGCUGUACCUCGACGGCCAGUGUGGAGUUGGCCGACGAGAACUUUUUCUUGCUAAUAAAUUUAGUUGCCAGAGGCAAA
This is a messenger RNA of Ornithorhynchus anatinus (platypus), 2620 nucleotides long. RefSeq names its product Sp2 transcription factor (gene SP2). The record is from RefSeq and is a predicted model, not a curated record. Lineage: Eukaryota; Metazoa; Chordata; Mammalia; Monotremata; Ornithorhynchidae. Gene Ontology annotation, biological process: regulation of transcription by RNA polymerase II. Gene Ontology annotation, molecular function: RNA polymerase II cis-regulatory region sequence-specific DNA binding; DNA-binding transcription factor activity, RNA polymerase II-specific. Bases 191 to 2152 code for a protein of 653 amino acids. The transcript has 9 exons.